This is a messenger RNA of Dictyostelium purpureum, 1280 nucleotides long. RefSeq lists its product as uncharacterized. The transcript has 2 exons. NCBI's taxonomy places the organism in Eukaryota, Evosea, Eumycetozoa, Dictyosteliales, Dictyosteliaceae. Bases 1 to 1233 code for a protein of 410 amino acids. The record is from RefSeq and is a predicted model, not a curated record.
AUGGAUAAAGAAAAUAAAAAUGAAAUAUUAUUUUUUUCUGUAUGGAGAAACAAGUAUCUAUUAAGCGAAAUUCAAAGACAUCAUAGGUUAUAUAGAAAAAAUAAAAAAAUAUAUAUUUGCGAGUCAAUGGAUGAACUUAGAUACCAUCCACAUAGAAGAUAUGCAACAGAAAUUAUAAUUGAUAUUAAUGAACCAUUGGAACCACAUGGUCAAGUAAUACCCUAUGGAACAGCCAAAUUAAAUUUCAUUGAAUUAUACCUGGACUUCUUUAAUCAACCUUUAAAAGCUGGUGACUUACCUAUAACAUGUCAAAAUAUACUUUUCACCAAAUUCAAUCAACCUCUCCAACCAAAUACUCUUCCUCCUGAAUUAAAAAAAUUAGAAUUACAUAGGUUUGACCACCCACUAUCAGACGGUGUACUUCCAAAAUCAAUCACUGAACUAUAUUUAUCCCAAUUUAAUCACCCAUUAUCCAACUCUCUAUCUAAACUCCAUUCAUUAAAAAAUCUCUAUUUACCAAAUUUUAAUCAAGAAAUAUCGAUCGAAACAUUCCCAUCCUCAAUAAAUUCAUUAGUUUUGUAUAAUUUUAAUCAAGUUAUAAAACCAAAUGUGCUUCCAUCAUCAAUAACUAAUCUCAUUUUGAAUACAUAUAACCAACCAUUAGAACUACAAGUAAUACCACCAAAUGUUUCACAUUUAGAGCUACGUUCAUAUAAUUGUAAUCUUGGUAAACAUCUAUUCCCAAAUACUUUACAACAUUUAUUUAUAUCAAACUAUUCAAAAGAGUUAUUGGAAUAUGAUUUACCUUCAUCAAUUACAGAACUUUAUUUUGAAUCGAAUAUUAGUUAUCUUUCAAAUCCAAUUCGAUUUCAAACCAAUUCAAUUCCACCAUUAGUAAAAAAAUUAAAACUCCCAAAUAUCUAUUCCCAACCUCUUCAAGUCGGUCUUAUACCCAACUCAGUAGUCGAGUUAGAGUUACCUAAUCUCUAUUCACAACCUCUUCAAGUCGGUGCAAUACCCAAUUCAGUUACAUGUUUAAAACUACCUGAAGUAUUUAGUCCUCUUCAAGUAGGGGCAUUACCAGAAUCUCUCACUAAAUUAACCUUUAAUUAUGGAUUUAAUCAACCUCUAGACCCAGUUACCAUUCCAAAAUCUGUUACUCAAAUAUCACUACCUUAUACUUUUACACUCCCAAUACCAGACUCUUUAUCACAUUUAAUAAAAAGAUUAUAAAUAAAAUAAAAAUAAUAAAAAUUAAAAUUCAAAAAACUUGCAUCAAU